Messenger RNA from Ceraceosorus guamensis, 367 nucleotides. RefSeq lists its product as hypothetical. NCBI's taxonomy places the organism in Eukaryota, Fungi, Basidiomycota, Exobasidiomycetes, Ceraceosorales, Ceraceosoraceae. Bases 91 to 333 code for a protein of 80 amino acids. The record is from RefSeq and is a predicted model, not a curated record. The transcript has a single exon.
CAUCUCUUUUCGAGAAACGAAUUUAAGAAGAGUGGAUCGCGAUCGAGUCGGAAAAAGUCUUGAGCUUGCGCGGUGAGAUCGGUCCUCACAAUGACUCUACACUGUUGUCUGCUUUUGCAUCACCCCCUCGCCGCACAAAGGAGAGACUCAAGACUGCGAGGUGUUCCUCGAGUCGACAAGUCACACAGUGUGAAAGCUUUCGUACUUGUUGCCUUCAAAAGUCCACAUCGAUCGAGACCACGUCACGACUCUUGGCCGUUACAGCUGAGGUGCUUGACCGAGCGAAGCACUACCCGGCUGUCCGCUGCUCUGCAUUUAGCACUCGGACUCUGACUCACGGGUAUCACACAUCACAUAUAUGCCCAAC